AAGAUGUCAUAGGAUUGGGUGAAUCUCUCGAUUCUUCUUCCGCUAUGCUUGCGCAUGCGUUGUCUCUUGUAAGCGCAACAAGGAAUUCAUUCGCAUGGAAGAUCUGCAGUGAGGAGGUCACCAUGGUGUUGAUGAAUCCUGUAAUUUCCAAGCUGACCGGUAAGCUGGUCGUCCUGGCUAGUGCAUCUCCAAGGAGGCUGGAGAUACUCACCAAUGUGGGUUUACGAUUUGAGGUUGUCCCAUCCUGGUUCAAGGAAACGUUAGACAAGAGGCUGUUCAAAACACCCCAUGAGUAUGCUGUGGAGACUGCCAAGCAGAAGGCCCUGGAGGUGGCCAAGAGGAUGCCGUUUAAACACCUGAAAACUCCAGACAUUGUGAUCGGAGCAGACACUGUUGUUACAGUGGAUGGACUUAUUCUUGAGAAGCCAGUGGACAAGCAAGAUGCCUACCGAAUGCUUUCAAGGUUGAGUGGUAAAGAACACAGUGUUUUUACCGGAGUGGCGAUCAUUCUCUGCCAUGAGAAAGAAGAUGAAGAGAUUGAUUAUCAAGUUAUUGACUUCUAUGAGGAGACCAAGGUGAAGUUUGCAGAUCUGUCUGAUGAUUUACUCUGGGAGUACAUCAAUAGCGGAGAACCCAUGGACAAGGCUGGUGGCUAUGGUAUCCAGGCUCUGGGUGGUAUGCUGGUGGAGUAUGUACACGGAGACUUCCUGAAUGUGGUGGGCUUCCCGCUCAACCAGUUCUGCAAGAAGCUGGGUCUCAUCUUCAGCCCCCCAGGCAGUCUGACACACAACAGCACCCAGAACAGCCCCCAAGGCAGCCCUGUCGACACGGUCCCACCAGCCGAGCCAGCCGCCAGCAGCCCCCCAGGCAGCCCAACCCAUAACGGCCCUCCGGACAGCCAAGGACAAAACAUCCCUUCAGCCAGUACAGCCCAUAAUGUGAAACAGGAGGAGAGUGGGUGUGGAGAGGGCGAGGUGCCCUGGACGUUGGUCAACAACCUGUCUAAGUGCUCUGAGAACGGGGAGGCUGAGCCCCAGGGCAUCAGUGACCCUGCAGCACUAGACUUGACCAGCAGGGGCACCAUUCAGAUGCAGAAUGUGAGGGAGCACGAGACAGAAGACGGCAAGGAAAAGUUGAGCAAGAUGAUCGAGCUCAUGGAUGGAUUUAAAGCCUCAAAGGUGUUGUUCACAGCAUCCAAGCUGCGUGUGUUUGACGUGUUAAGGAGCAGUAAGACAGGGGAGCUGCAGGCUGAGGAUGUGGCCCAGGAGAUCAAAGCAUCUAUUAUGGGGACCGAACGCCUGCUGGAGGCCUGCGUCUCUCUGGGACUCCUGCAAAGAACGGGAAAAGAGUACACAAACACAGCAAUGUCCAGGCAUUUCCUGCUGUCGGACGGUCCCCUCUCUCUGCAGGGGUACAUCCAGCACUGUAACGAACUGGUGUGGCCUCUCUUCACCCACCUGGAGACUGCUGUGAGGGAGGGGACCAACCAGCACGAGAAGGCCUUCGGGAAAACCUCUAACCUUUUCCAGGAUGCCUACUACAGCAGACAUGAAGUGAAGCUGCGAUUCAUGAAGGCCAUGCACAGCAUCGCAAAGGUUUCUGGUAGAGAUGUGGCGACGGCCUUUGACCUCUCCAAAUAUAAGACGGCCUGCGACCUGGGAGGAUGCACUGGGGCCAUGGCGUAUGAGUUUGCCAAAGCACACCCGGGGUUGUCUGUGACCAUGUUCGACUUACCCGAAGUCAUUGAGAUGAGAGGUCACUUCCGGCCACAUGACGCAGAUGACAGAGUAUCUUUUGUAGCAGGAGAUUUCUUCAAAGAUGAGCUUCCCAAGGCAGACGUAUACAUAUUGGCAAGAAUUCUCCACGACUGGUCGGAUGAGAAAGUACACAUUUUGCUGAGUAAAAUUGCGAAAGCAUGCAAUCCUGGCUGCUGCGUGCUGGUGAGUGAGAUCUUUUUGGAUGAGGACAGGAAGGGGCCGAGCAGAGGCCUACUUCAGGCCCUCAGUAUGACCGAGGGGAGACAAAGGAGCGCCUCGGAAUACAGCCUCCUACUGAAGAGCCACGGCUUCACCGCAGCACAAGUCAAACACACACACAACCUCCUGGAUGCCAUCCUGUGUGUCACUGAGUGACUUGGAGACAAACAACCUUGAAACCAAUAAAGAAUAUAAAUCAAUGAAAUGCCUCCCCAGUCUAGAAUCAAACUCUUGCCCCAACCACUAGACACUGAGGCCCUGUUUAAAUACUAAAGGUUCACUGAUCGCAAACUGCUUACAGCCAUCCUGUCAUGUCAGAUCAACGAUUACUUCAAGAAAGGAAGGAAGGACUCUUUUUAGAACUGUUCAAACAGGGCCUCACUCCAUAUUACUUUUACCCAUCCAUUUCAUUUUGAUCUUCAAAGGGGUCAGGAAAUGUUGGGGAAAUGGGGCCAGGGGUUUAUUUUGGAUGAUAGAUUCUGUGACUACGGAGCCGCCACCUCCCUUGGCUGUGAGACAUGUUACUGUUCCCCACAAUGACCAAGACAGUUUAAUUUGACUUUUAAUUCAUUAUAAAAAUGGACCACAAUGUUGUGAAUUUCAAUGGACCACAUUGAAGGCAUUUCUUUCAAACACUGCAAUAUAGACUUUAUCAGAGGUAUGUCUAUGCAGCUGACUUUGAUCUCACAGUUAUCCUUUAAGUCUCUGUCAUUAAGCCAGCCAGGUCACCUGUGAUAUAAGUCAGUAUUCGAUGUCCGUCCAUUUCUGAGGACGCAGGGAGAUGACGUGGAAACCGGCCAAUGGUGGCAACAGUGAGUGCCUUUACCUUCAAGUAGGUUUUGGUAGGCCAGGGUUUUCCCAACUCGGUCCUCGGGACCCCAAAGGUGUGCAUGUUUAGUUUUUUUGCCCUAGCACUACACAGCUGACUCAAAUAAUAAACUAAUCAGCAAGCUUUGAUCAUUUUAAUCUGCUGUCCCGAGGACCGAGUUUGGGAAACGCUGUACUAAGGGUGUUGGGGAUGAGCGUAAGCCUAUCCCGAACCUUAACCCUUACCUUAACCAUUUGUAGAUAAUGCCUGAACUUAACCAUAACAAUUCAGAGUUAAUACCUAAACUUGACCUUAAUCACUUAAAAAUGUGAUGGUUGGAACAACUUCUAAAUUUGACGUUUGAGAAACAUGGAUGAACUUCUAAUUCUGAGACUGAGAACUGGUAGCAUAAAACUGUCAUGACAGCUGAUGACAGCAAAGACAACCAACAUUGUUUAACUGACCACUUUCCCAACAUUUUGAGACCACCACAACACUUCGUUGUUUGUCGUUUGACAAUUUUCCUGUCUGAAUUGUUUCAAUAAUUAAAUAAAUAUUUUGUCAAAUAA
Oncorhynchus kisutch (coho salmon) is the source of this 3353-nucleotide messenger RNA. It is a transcript of the gene asmtl, whose product is annotated as acetylserotonin O-methyltransferase-like. NCBI's taxonomy places the organism in Eukaryota, Metazoa, Chordata, Actinopteri, Salmoniformes, Salmonidae. The transcript is spliced from 15 exons. The record is from RefSeq and is a predicted model, not a curated record. The coding region runs from base 45 to 2132 and encodes 695 amino acids. Gene Ontology annotation, molecular function: protein dimerization activity; O-methyltransferase activity; nucleoside triphosphate diphosphatase activity.